GAUAAAAUGAUUACUGGAAACUCCCUUCUUAUUUGGGUAUUCCCCUUUAGUAUGGAAACAUCCCUAUUCCACACUCGGACAUUGGGAUUGCCAUUUGCCGCUUUCUGGCAUUAUACCGUACCGUUGUAGUCUAGAUCCGUAACUCAGGUCACGAUUGUUGUAUUGUACAUGAUGUGCAAACAAAUCAGUGCGUCCGAAAGUCUACUUUUGAUAAUAGCCUAUAUUCUGUGUUUGAUUUAGCUUAGGUCUAUAUAAAUACUUUGCACAGACUUCACAAUGGACCAUUUUUUCAGCAUCCGGCGACUAGCUCUGUCGGUGCAGUCAUGGGACAGGUAGAGACUAAAGAUUGUGUAUCUUUGGAAGAUGAACAAGAAAAAGGAAUAAAGAACUUGAAUAAAAAUUUACUUAUGGAAGAAACUGGUUCCAUCAACUUUUCUGUGAAUGGAGUGGUAUUUACUGUGGAAAAUCCUGAUAUUGGAACAACUCUAAAUUCAUGGUUGAGGAAUAAUGCAAAGUUGACUGGAACGAAAGCAAUGUGUAAAGAAGGAGGAUGUGGAUCAUGUGUUGUCAUGGUUACUCGUUCUGAUCCUGUUUCAGGAAAAGAUGUCAACACUGCUGUUAAUUCGUGCUUGUUUCCACUUUUAUCUGUUGAUGGAUGUCAUGUGAUAACAACAGAAGGUCUUGUCACAAACGGAGGUCAAUACAAUGACAUACAGAAGAGAAUUGCUCAUUUUAAUGCAACACAGUGUGGAUAUUGCACUCCAGGAUUUGUUAUGACCAUGUACAGCUUAUUGCAAAAGAAUCCAAAUCCUACUCAGGAAGAAAUUGAAGGAGAAUUUGAUGGAAAUAUUUGUCGCUGCACAGGGUUUCGUUCCAUUCUUGAUGCAAUGAAAAGUUUUGCCACAAAUGCUGAUCCAAAAUUAAAACAGAUUUGUUCAGAUAUUGAGGACUUGAAUGUCUGUCACAGUGACAAAUCUAAAUGUAAAAACAAUGGAGUUGACUGUAGGAACAGCUGUGGAAGAUACAGGGCUGAUGGAACAACUUCUCAACUUCAUAAAGAUGAGAAGAAUUGGACACAAGUUGUGUUACCCAGACCAAUUAAGCUUAUAAACAGUAAGACUGGAAGUACUUCACAAUGGUUACGACCUGGAUCUCUAUCAGAGCUUACAGAUGCUGUGAAGAACAAUGCAGAUAAAAAGUUACGAUUCGUGGUCGGGAACACCAGUACAGGUGUUUUUAAAUAUGAAGAACCAUUUGAUGUUUAUGUCGACACAAAACUUGUACCUGAUCUCUACCAGAUAAACAAUGGCGAGAAUACAUUAACUGUUGGUGCAAAUGUGAGUUUGAACAAUCUGAUUGCAACAUUACAACAACAUGCUUCAGAAUCUGUAACAUUUGAUGUGAUGGCAAAACAUAUAAAGAAAAUAGCCAAUGUACCAGUCAGAAAUGUUGGUUCAUGGAUUGGAAAUUUAACCAUGAAACGUCUUCAUCCAGAAUUUCCUUCUGAUAUGUUCACAUUGUUCGAAGCUUAUUCUGUCAAAUUGCAAAUACUUGAUUGUUCAACUGGAAAUCAGAAAACUUAUGAUUUGAUCGGAGAUGAAGGAUUCAUCAACCUUGAUAUGAGUGGAAAGGUUGUAUUAAGUGCUACAAUACCAAAAGUAGCAUCAACUUCAAAUGGCACACAACAUGCUCUAAGUUACAAAGUAAUGCCAAGAUCACAGAAUGCACAUGCAUAUGUGAAUGCAGCUUUCUAUGCUGCAGUUGACGGACAAAAAAUUUCAAAACCAAGUCUUGUGUUUGGAGGAAUCAGCAAAACAUUUUUUCAUGCUACUCAAACUGAACAAUAUCUUCUUAAUAAAACGAUAAACUCUCAAGAUACAUUGAAUGGGGCUUUGAAACUUUUGGCGGUCGAGAUAAGACCUGAGUCAUAUAAAGCAUCGGACAGUUCAUCUUCUUACAGGAGAUCUCUUGCAGUUGGAUUGUUUUAUAAAUUCUAUCUUUCCUUGUGUGAUGAAUCAGCUAUAAGUCCAGAUGUGUCAUCAGCCAUUGAAAGCAUACAAAGACCUCUUACCAGUGCAACGCAAACAUUUGAUACCGAUGCAAGCAUGUACCCAGUAUCUGAAGCUAUACCCAAAGUAACAGCAAUAAAACAGGCAUCUGGUGAAGCAAUAUAUGCAUCUGACUUUGCUGCCUUGAGUGACGAAUUAUUCGCUGUGUUUGUUCCUGCAACUACUGCUAAUGCUGAUAUUGAUCAAAUUGAUGCCUCAGCAGCAAUGCAAAUGCCUGGAUAUCAUAGUAUAAUUACUGGUGCUGAUUUACCUUCAGAAAUUACGAAUACAUAUAUUUCACCUCCAAAUCAAAAUCAACCGAUCAUUGCAGAAUCCCAUGUUGAUUUUGCUGGACAACCUGUAGCAAUUGUUUUGGCAGACACUCAAGAUCAUGCCGAAGCAAUAUCCAGAGCUAUCACAGUUACCUAUAAAAAUCAAAGUCCAGGAGUUUUCGAAAUGGCAGAAGCAAUUGAAAAAGGAAUGUUUUUUGAUAAUUCUGGUGAUCCUGUUGUCAUUGGUGAUGCUGCAGCUGCAGUCGCAAGCGCUCCACGGAAGGUAACUGGAAAAGUGAAUAUAGGUGGUCAGUAUCAUUUCUACAUGGAAACUCAAGUAACAAGAGCAAAACCCACAGAGGAUGGUUUCCAGGUAGAGAGUGCCACCCAGUGGCAAGAUGAAGUUCAAAGAUCAUUGUCAUUCAUGUUGGGAUGGGAUUGUAACAGAUUUCACAUCGAAACAGGACGUGUAGGAGGAGCAUAUGGUGGCAAAGCAACAAAUAGUUUGAUCACAGCUUCAGCUGCUACAUUGGCAAGCUAUAUAUCAGGAAAACCAGUGAGAUUACAUUGUGAUCUGGAAAGAUGCAUGGAAACUUACGGAUGCAGACCAGCGUAUGUUGCCGAUUAUACAGUUGGUUUUGAUGAUCAAGGAAAGCUCCAAGGAAUCAUUGUAACAUAUUAUGCAAACUGUGGAGUAAGUCCAAAUGAUCCAGAUGUAGUAACAGGAACUGUUUCUCAGUUUGGAGAUAGUGGUUACCACUGUCCUGCAUGGCAACUCAAUAUCAAGUGGGUGAAGACAGAUCUUGCGAGUCCAACAUGGUGCAGAUCUCCAACAUCAGCACAAAUGGUAAUGAUAAUGGAAGUUAUUCAGGAACACAUUGCAAAUAAUGUUGGAAUCGAUCCGAUCACAGUUAAACAGGGCAAUUUAUAUGUACAAAACCAACUCAACUUGUUUAAGGAACCUCUGACUUACUGCAAUAUCAAAAAACUUAGUGAAGAUUUGUUGUCUUCUGCUGAAGUGACUCAGAGACAGUCUGAUAUCACAGCAUUCAAUAAUGCUAAUAAAUGGAAGAAAAGAGGAAUUGGUUUCUCUCCAAUGAAAUUUGGAUUGAGUUAUGAAGGAGCCCAAUAUUCUGCACAAGUCAGCAUAUUCCAUACUGAUGGAACAAUUAUUUUGUCUGCGGGAGGAAUUGAUGUUGGACAGGGAAUGCACACUAAGCUUAUACAAGUUGCAUCUUAUAUUCUUGGAGCACCGAUGGAUUUAAUUCGUGUGAGAGCAAGUGAUAUCACUGCAAAUCCAAACUCUGCGCCGACUGGUGGAAGUUUAACAAGUGAAUUAUGUUGCAAGGCGAUACUUGAAAGUUGUAAGAUAUUGAAAACAAGAUUGGAUGCUGUUAAUGAAAAACUAAACUUGACAGAGGAAUCGUCAUGGAGUGAUAAAGUGGCCAAAGCUUAUCAAAAUGGAGUUAACUUGACAGCACAAUAUUGGUUUGCCAAUGAUUCAGAAAAGAUUAUUCAAUACAACAGUUAUGGAGCUGCAUGUACAGAGGUCGAGCUUGAUAUUAUCACCGGUGAAUUUGUAUUAAGAAGAGUUGAUAUGCUGUAUGACUGUGGACAGAGCAUCAAUCCUGAUAUAGACAUUGGACAAGCAGAAGGUGCUUUCAUGAUGGGAGUUGGUUUUUACACCUCAGAACGAAUGGUUUAUGAUUCGACCUCAGGACAACUUGUUACAAAAAAUACUUGGGAAUAUAAACCACCUACAAGCAAGGAUAUUCCUACUGUUUGGAAUAUAACUUUUCUUAAAGAUGCUCCUAAUCCGAGUGGAAUUUUAAGUUCAAAAGCAUCAGGAGAACCACCACUAUGUACUUCAUCAUCUGUUGUUUUUGCUUUGAAGCGAUGCAUUGAGGCAUUUCGAAAGGAAUCAUCUUAUUUUGCUAUAGAUUUACCAGCAACAGUGGAAAAUGUUCAAAAAUUAUGUAAAACAACUGUAGCUGAUUACAACAUUUGAAGUUACAUUAUUUGUAACGAAUGAAUCUGUUUUUUGGUUCCCUAUAGCAUGCUACAUUACUUUUAUGAAAUGUAUAUUUUGAAAUUUCAAUUCUAAAUUUAUCAUUUUCUGUAUCGUUAUUAAUUUUUAUGCAGUAUCUGAGAGUUCUAAUUAUGAGUAUGUGGACUAUUUUUUUUAAUCUUGGCUAUUUGACUUGUUUUUUUGUUCAAAUAGAACUGUUGAAAUUUAGAGAAAAGCAAUUGCUGCUUCGUGUACAUUUCCUAAAUGAUGAAUAUUUUUAAUUGAAAUGUUUAAUUUUUCACUAUUAAUCACACUUGCUGCUUGCAUAUUAAUGCAAUCCAGUAGUUUUGGUGCUCACCGAAAAUAUUUUAUGUUUAUUACACUCACGGUAAACCUGGGAAGUAAGCUAGUUUAUUUCAGCUUUUUAAGUUUUGAAGCUUUAUGGUCGUGGAUAUUUAACAUUAUGCUAUGUGCAAUUAUUGGUUUGUAUGAUAUAAAUUUGUAAUAAUGAUGCCAAAGUGUGUAUAAAUGAUUAUCAUCUGUUUUGAUAUGGA
Messenger RNA from Styela clava, 4882 nucleotides. The record is from RefSeq and is a predicted model, not a curated record. Lineage: Eukaryota; Metazoa; Chordata; Ascidiacea; Stolidobranchia; Styelidae.